Messenger RNA from Anopheles darlingi, 1992 nucleotides. It is a transcript of the gene Dip-C, whose product is annotated as xaa-Pro dipeptidase. The record is from RefSeq and is a predicted model, not a curated record. NCBI's taxonomy places the organism in Eukaryota, Metazoa, Arthropoda, Insecta, Diptera, Culicidae. Gene Ontology annotation, molecular function: manganese ion binding; metalloaminopeptidase activity. Bases 390 to 1829 code for a protein of 479 amino acids. The transcript is spliced from 9 exons.
GCAUCAUUUUAUCAAUUUAAGCCCGCAAAUGUAACAAUGAAAGAGCAGGGCUCAUGAAUUUCACUUUAUUUUUAUUGCUAGUGGUUGAUGUGACACAACGCAUUCAGUGAGACGGGGGCGUACGAGCCACAUCUGCCUUUAACCAUCAUUCUUUUGUUUACGUUUCAAGUGGUGGCAUCAUUCUGAUAACCACAAAAUCGGCUUAUCUGCGCUCAUUUCUACAAGCGAUAAGUAUACCGCACUAUAAGAAUUACAAUUCAGGCGCACAAACGGUAUCGGUGUUCACAGAGUUGAUUUGUCUGUUUAUGUGAAAGGUUUCGGAAAGUGGCCCUAACACGAAAAUAAAGGAGUCUUUAAAGGAAAAUCCGUUAUAAUUCGAUAACGUGAGGAUGGCUGUCUUUCAAAUGGGUUCGCAUACGCACGCCAUAUCCAUGGCAAUGUUUCGGGAUAAUCGCAACAAGGUGGUCAAUGAACUACAACGAACCCGCAACUUUGGGAAGGAUUCUAUUCCUAUAGUUGUACUUCAAGGAGGCGAUAACAUAAGCCAUUACGAUACGGACGUCGACUAUAUUUUCCGCCAGGAAUCGUAUUUUACUUACAUGUUCGGCGUCACUGAGCCUGGAUGCUAUGGAACGGUUGAGGUAAAAACAGGACGUGCUGUGCUGUUUGUACCACGGUUACCAGAAGAGUACUCAGUGUGGAUGGGUCCGCUACUUGGAAUCGAUGACUUCAAGCGCAAGUAUGAAGUGGACGCUGUGUACUACGUGGAUGAAAUCGUGGAUAAACUUACUGGUAACAACCCAUCAGUACUUUUAGUUUUGAGUGGCCCGAAUACUGAUAGCGGUUCAGUAGCAAAACCAGCUUCUUUCAAAGGCAUUGAAAGAUUCACUAUUGACACUGAUAUUCUUUUUCCUGUUAUUGCUGAAUGCCGAGUCAUCAAGUCUCAGGCAGAGAUCGAGGUGCUGCGCUAUGUUGCUCGCGUAUCUUCUGAUGCCCACAAGGCUGUUAUGAAGAUGAUCAAGCCGGGAAUGUACGAGUAUCAAGCGGAGGCAGAAUUUCUUCGCCAUUCGUACGCCGUUGGCGGCUGCCGCCAUGCUUCUUAUACCUGCAUCUGUGGUGCCGGUUCUAAUUCGGCCAUCCUGCAUUACGGGCAUGCCGGGUCGCCAAACGAUUACGAGAUCCUGGACGGUGCUAUGUGUCUGUUUGAUAUGGGUGCCAACUAUGGUGGAUACGCUGCUGACAUCACCUGCAGCUUCCCAGCCAACGGUAAGUUUACCGAAGAUCAAAAGCUCAUCUACAAUGCUGUCCUGGCUGCACGUGAUGCAGUCUGUGGGGCUGCCCGGGAAGGUGUCUCUUGGGUCGAUAUGCAUCUGCUGGCCAAUCGCGUCAUGUUAGAGGAGCUACGCAACGGUCAGCUGCUGCAGGGUGACGUGGAGGAGAUGAUAGAAGCAGGGUUAAAUGCCAUCUUCCAACCUCACGGCCUCGGUCAUUUCCUCGGUCUGGACGUGCACGACGUUGGCGGGUAUUUGCCGGGCUGUCCGGAACGCGCCACACGCGCUGGAGUCAAUCGGCUCCGCACAGCCAGAACGCUCAAAGCAGGCAUGUACCUCACCAUUGAGCCGGGCUGUUACUUUAUUGAACCACUUCUAAACAAGGCGCUCGCUGAUCCAAAAUUGAGCAAGUUCUUAGUGAAGCAAAACCUGAUGCGUUUUCGCAACUUCGGUGGGGUACGCAUCGAGGACGACGUUCUUAUUACGAAGACCGGUAUCGAGAACUUCACCCUUGUACCGAGAACUGUAGAGGAAAUCGAAGCCUGGAUGGCCAACUGAAACGAUCAUUCGUGAUUAGCAUGUCCACGGAAGCAACCCGUAAGGAAUGGUUUGGGUGUUGGGAAUGGUAGUUUAAAACUUGGGUUUCUGUAAUAUCUAACGUUUUAUAAAUAUACUACUACUAAAUCGGCAAAUAAACGAUGGAACAUACAAUUACUCCGUA